AUGACGCGCUUGAAUAGCUAUGCCACUGUGAUUCCUAUCAUUGCCAAGUCUGACACAGUGGCCGAAAACGAACUGCAACAGUAUAAGCAGCGAAUUCUUCGUGAUCUUGAGUUCCACGGCAUUGAUAUUGUGAAGCUGCCAGUGAAUGAAGAAGAUGACGAGGAGACCAUUGCGGAGGUGACAGAAAUCCAGAGCCGCCUACCAUUUGCCAUCGUCGGCUCCAACGAUCUUGUCAAGACGGCCGAUGGUCGCAUUGUACGCGGGCGUGCGUAUCCAUGGGGUGUGAUUGAGGUUGACAACGAAAACCACUGCGACUUUGUCAAGCUGCGUCAAAUGCUGAUUCGUUCGAACAUGGAGGACCUGCGUGAGCUGACGCAGUUGCGCUAUGAACAGUACCGGACGAAGAAGUUGUUGAGUCUGGGUGUGACGCAGGAUGACUCAGUGUUUAGCACAGCAAAUCCAACAGAGAGGCAGGCAGAGGCUCGUGCCGUGCAUGAAGCCAAGCUGGCGAAGAUGGAAAGCGAUAUGAAGGCUGUCUUCCAGCGCAAGGUCGCUGAGAAGGAGGCGAAGCUGAAGCAGAGUGAAGAGGAGCUAUACGCGCGCCACCGCCAGAUGCGUGCUGCGUUGGAUCAGCAACGCCAGGAGCUUGAAGAAGUCAAGCGCCGGUUGCAAAACAUGUUCCGUUAA
This is a messenger RNA of Malassezia globosa CBS 7966, 687 nucleotides long. RefSeq lists its product as uncharacterized. Gene Ontology annotation, biological process: intracellular protein localization; cytoskeleton-dependent cytokinesis. Gene Ontology annotation, molecular function: GTP binding; molecular adaptor activity; GTPase activity. The record is from RefSeq and is a predicted model, not a curated record. The coding region runs from base 1 to 687 and encodes 228 amino acids. Gene Ontology annotation, cellular component: cytosol; septin complex; microtubule cytoskeleton. NCBI's taxonomy places the organism in Eukaryota, Fungi, Basidiomycota, Malasseziomycetes, Malasseziales, Malasseziaceae. The transcript has a single exon.